Molecule: messenger RNA, 375 nt
Organism: Glarea lozoyensis ATCC 20868
Lineage: Eukaryota; Fungi; Ascomycota; Leotiomycetes; Helotiales; Helotiaceae
Product: 14 kDa protein of cytochrome bc1 complex (Ubiquinol-cytochrome c reductase)
Exons: 3
Coding region: 1-375 (124 amino acids)
Biological process (GO): mitochondrial electron transport, ubiquinol to cytochrome c
Source: RefSeq, a predicted model, not a curated record
AUGUCGGCUCCCUCAUUGGCAAACGCCAUUUCCAAGCGACCAUGGCUCAUGCGCAUCAUGAAGCCAAUAUCCAACUGGUACUGCAACGCUGCGGGAUACAGAGCUUUAGGACUCAGAGCCGAUGAUCUGAUCCCCGAGGAAUCCGAAGAGGUGCUCCUAGCACUCAAGCGUCUCCCGCAGCAGGAAGCAUACGACCGUGUUUUCCGCCUUCGUCGGGCAUUCCAAGCAUCGCUCGCACAUCAACUUCUCCCAAAAGCCCAGCAGACAAAGCCAGAAGAGGAUAUUGCAUAUCUCUCGCCCAUUAUCGCCGAGAUCGAAGCAGAGGCAAGAGAGCGUCUGGAUUUGGAGUCUAUGACUAUCACCAAGAAGAAGUAA